Hippocampus comes (tiger tail seahorse) is the source of this 3052-nucleotide messenger RNA. It is a transcript of the gene sertad3, whose product is annotated as SERTA domain containing 3. The coding region runs from base 1765 to 2610 and encodes 281 amino acids. Gene Ontology annotation, cellular component: nucleus. The transcript is spliced from 2 exons. Gene Ontology annotation, molecular function: transcription regulator activity. The record is from RefSeq and is a predicted model, not a curated record. Lineage: Eukaryota; Metazoa; Chordata; Actinopteri; Syngnathiformes; Syngnathidae.
GAUGUUGACAAUUGAACAUUAAAUGCUUAAUUUCCUGUCAUCUUGUAAAGAAGACUUAUGUCCCCCCCGAGCCAACGUGUUGAAAUCCGGAAAGAAAAAUCGUAACCGGUUAUUCAUAGUUAUUAAUGUGUUACGGUAAAUUGAAACCCACAACUAAACGCCUUAAUUUCGCUUUAAAUGAUACUUUGUUGCGGCGAAGCCGAUAAGAGUCUCGUCUCAUCGGUGAUGUCAUCGUGUUGGAAUUAUGGCAACUCAACGUGCACUAAAACACGCCAGUUAAUCAAACACAAAGAUAGAAAACCACGAACCCUGUCCAUAUUUUCCCACUCUUGACGCUGAUUGUUUUGCGAUCCUUUUGAACUCCGAAGUGAGGCUUUUUUGUGCCUUAAAAACGGCCACCGAAUGCCUGUCGUAGUGAAACAACGUUACCCAUGAUGCACCUUGCAACCACCAGCCCUUUUUUUCUUAAAUCGCAGGCGGGAGAACAAGCAAGCAAGAAAAUGUUGGCAGCAUUUAAACAUUAAACGCUGGCGUGUUCAUUUUUUUUACGAGGCGAGGCGAGGAAAAGAGGACAUUGAGCACUUUUUUUACGUUAACUCAAAAGUCGGCGCCGGUAGAGAAGCAACAGGUCGGUUUUUGAUCUUUUGUGGCGUUCUUCUUUUUCCAGAUGUCUCGAUUUUAAAUUAUCCGUUGACGAGUGAGCUACCUAAGCAGGUGUUUUUAUUCCUCUUGUUGUCUUUGUACUACUGUAUUUACCUAAUAUUCGCACUCCUGUGACGUCAUUUAGACCAAAACACGGGUCCCCCCGCCGGUUUUAAUUAAAAAUGUAUUAAUUUUUUCCACACACGCACUUUUUUAUGUUCUAGCCACCUACAAACGAUUCAAAUUCACGAUUUAAUCCACAAUGACGCUCAAAAUAUAAUCAGGGAUGUUUUUAGCGGGGUAGGGGCUAGCUAGCCACGUUAGCAUUCGCACCAGAUCUUGCAAUGCGUUUAUGAAACGUAAAUACGUGUCGCACAGCGAUGUCUACAAGAUUGCUUUCAUUGAAAUGUGAAAUGUAAUUUAUGUUAAUAAAACUGAGUUCGUCUUUAUUUUAAACUGUGGAUGUUUUGGGCCGCCAUCCUGAAAGUGACUCAGGGUUUCUUCAGCUUUCCGAAGCCGAGGAAGUCUAGCAGGGACUUCGGUGGUUCGACCGUGUCGAAGUGUCCUGGAGCAAGAUACUGAACCUCCAGUUGCUCCUUAUGCUGCGACAUCAGUUGGUGAAUGAGGUGAUGGUGUGCAGCGCUUUGAGUACCCGAGGUAGAUAAGCGGUCCACAAGUGACAGCCCACCAUUUACCAUAAAGUUGGCUUCUGAACGACUCCUGACUCGGAAUGGAUGAAUCAGUCAAUUUUUAAAGACUAGUUUAUAGUAUUAUUUAAAUGUAAUCACUCACCAUCCAAAGGUUUGACUUGGCGAUAUGGCUUAAAAUAAAAUCGCGCCCCCUUUAAAAAUCUUCAUUUAGAGUAAAAGCAAAUGUGAACGACAUUGUUUCAAACCAGACUUGAUUUUUGUUUGUUUUCCCUUUAUGGGAAUUUACACCCCGAUAUUGAUACUUUUGAAAUGAUAUUGGAGUGAAAGAGGUUAGUUUUAUUGUUUUACAGAGUGUUGCAGCCAUUUGAGCAGAACAUUUAAAAGACAAUCGACCAAAAAUAGUGUGGGUAAACAAAGAUGUUACGAAAACUACUGGACCGGAGAGUGCAAGUGGUGGUAUGAAUGUGUGAAGAUGAUCAUGAAGACGCACAAGCGCAAGCUCCAGCCGGAGUCCUCCGAUGAGUGUCCUGGUGGCAGCUGCGGCGGCGCUCUGGCGUGGGAGCGUCAGCGUCAGUUUGUGUUUAGCGUCUCCCUGCACAAAUACCAGCUGGACCAGGAGUUGCCGGAACCCAGCCUGCGGCGGUCUGUCCUCAUCAGCAACACCCUACGGCAGGUAGAAGCUUGUCGGGUGCCUUCUCACGAACGGGCGCCUCCCUCACUCAUGCAUGCACCGCAUGAGCAACUGAGAGCCACCGGGGUGCAGGACCUGCCGUCACCUGCCAAAUGCCAGCGAGUGGCGUCCAGUCGCGCGUCGUUUGAGGAAGCGGAGGAUUGGAGCUCCCUCUCCGCCGACCCCGAUUUCACCAUUUCGCCCGCCGUUUCGUCCAUCCUCACCGGCCUAGACUCUAGCCUUGAUGCGAGCGCGCCCCUCCCGCAGUUGCCCUCCCCGCGGGCAGCCCUCAGGUCCCUGGAGAACCUGCAGACCUUCCCUGAUGCCGGCGGCUUCUGGCUGAGGCAGCAGGUCCGAGGGGCUCACAGCCAGGAUCUGAUGGAGUGGGAGGCCGGCGUGGAGGCGGCGCGCUCCAGCUACUUGACGGACAUUACAGCUGAGGAUAUGUUCCAGGACAUAGACACGUCACAGCUGGAAAGGGACAUGGGGAUUCUGGGCCUGAGGGGCGACGGGUGCCCCCCCGCGGAGGACCUCCCGUAUCACAGCGCCAAGGGCCUGCCGUCCUUCUCGUCCUUCAGUUCGCCACCGACUUCAUUCAGGGACGGACUGGAUCUGGAGCAUCUGGUGACCAUGCUGGUGGAGUCCUGAGUGGGAAACCAGAGUGUCGGAUUUUAACCGAUGCUGCGAAGCAGUAUAGAAAGCCAUUUGAGCGUUUAUACCAUAUUUUUGAUAUCCACUUGACGAUCCAUGUAUCUUCUUUGUCCUCACUCGUAAGACAUUUCGGCCUCCGGCGGAAUAACUGGCUUUCUACAGUAGUAAUGAAUAACAACCACCACCCCACCCCCCUCUACUCCUUGAGCAUGACAGUGGGAAAUGUUACGAUUGAGCCCCCCCCCAAAUGUCCACAACUUGACAAGGGCAUGUUAAUGGUACAGUAGAGCCAGCCAAAAUUUGCUCGACACCCACCCCAAAAGGUUUGUAAUUGCCUCUUGAUACCACAAGAUGGCGGGCGGCAAAGCACUUUUUUUUUUAAAAAAACUACAAGACCAACUGAAACUCCUUGCCUCAGCUCAAUGUGGUUGCUUAACGU